Messenger RNA from Rasamsonia emersonii CBS 393.64, 504 nucleotides. RefSeq lists its product as uncharacterized. The record is from RefSeq and is a predicted model, not a curated record. The coding region runs from base 1 to 504 and encodes 167 amino acids. Lineage: Eukaryota; Fungi; Ascomycota; Eurotiomycetes; Eurotiales; Trichocomaceae. The transcript has 5 exons.
AUGUCAGAUGGUUCUUGGAAAAGAAUGUUCGGGUUCGUCGAGACACAGCACCUCGAGUCACUGUCACUCAAUGCCAUGUUAGCUUUGAUACCGUCAUUGACAAUUAGCUGGAUCUCAGGAGAGACUCUCGUUCUUCGCAAACUGCUUAUCAACCCAUCCCAUCUUGAGCCUCCAGAAUAUAAGUGUGCUCCAAAGAGCUCUUCCAGCAUCCGGGACCAGGGUGAGGACAAGCCAUCGCUCCAUGUAGAGUUGCGACUGAUGGACUCAAACAGCUUCUCAAAAAGAGACGCCCACCAGAUUUUAGGGAAAAUAGAGUGGACUCCUCACAUGGAGCUCUCUGGUCUGUUUCCUGGAUAUAUCAAGUUAGUUCAAAGACGAAGACAUAGAUUGUGUUUUGAAGGCGUCCCGCAUGAUCCCGUAGGGACUGAUCCGGCAAAUUCGAUGAUCUCCGUUCCACUUUUUCGUCAAAUCGUCUCACACCCUGGCCUCGGAGUUCAAGCCUAA